This is a messenger RNA of Rotaria sordida, 321 nucleotides long. The record is from the annotation of a GenBank genome assembly. NCBI's taxonomy places the organism in Eukaryota, Metazoa, Rotifera, Eurotatoria, Philodinida, Philodinidae.
AUGGCUAACAAAGAUCUGAAUGCUUCAUGUAGUAUUUGUCCAGGAAAAUGCAUUUGGAAUUCGCAUUUUAAUAAUCCUUAUCGAUUUGAAUUAUAUCAAGAAGAUGAAACAAGAACAUCAGAAGAAAUGAAAAAACGUUAUGAAAAAGCUCGAAAUGAUGGUAAAACGGCACUCAAUUUAGCUGAAUUAUUGAAAAAAGAUUUCGAAAAAACACAAAUGACAGUCUAUGGUAUGAUUGGUAAUGCACGUAAAGCUAUUGAACGACUUGAACAAAUAGCUUUAAAACCAAAUCCAUUAUCAUUGUUAAUUAUAUUGAAUUGA